UGUGAGUGUGAUGGAUGACUUUUGGGCGGGCAUUUUAGUGGAGCGGCAGAGGGGUCACUUGAUAGAAAGGGUGCCCACCUCUUUAGGACAGCCCUGAAGAGAAGAAGAGUAACACACAAUAUCAAACGGACAAUAAUGGAUUCGCACUUCAGAGGCGCCUUGUGGACGAUACUCAUCCUCUUCACACUGCCACACCUUACCUACAACAUGCUCUGCCCCAGCAGCUGCUUGUGUACCUCUAGAGGUGCUGUGAAGUGUGUUGGUGACACCAUCACAGAUAUACCAAAGCAGCUGCCUGUCCACACAUACCUGCUGCAGCUUAACGGCACAAUAAUGAACGUCAUAAAUGAGCAGAGCUUGGCAAACAGGGACCUCUUGCUGCGUUUCAGUCUGACUCACAGUCAUUUACACACAAUCCAUCCCAGAGCCUUCCUUGUGGCUCCACAGCUCAAGUCUGUCAAGCUGUCGUACAAUGAUCUCUCUACCCUCCCUGCGCGGGUUUUCAGUCCAAUGACCACUCUGGAGCAGCUGCAUUUAGAUGGGAACCAGUUGGGGACCAUAGCCCCGGAUAUGUUUAAAGGACUUGUCGGGUUACUGGAUCUGGACCUGAGCCGGAACAAACUGAGUAGUCCUUCAGAUGUUUUCGAUAAACUGUCCAGCCUUACCUUUCUGAACCUCGGCAGGAACUCCAUAAAGAAGCUUCCACCUACCAUCUUUCACUCCUUGACUAAUCUCAACCAGCUCAUGCUCUAUAACAACGAGCUAGAGGUGCUAGAACCUGGGAUUUUUGACAAACUUAUCAACCUUGAGGAGCUGAAAAUCCAUCAAAACUACAUUACUAGCCUUUCACCUCAGGUGUUCUGGUCACUGAAGAACCUGAGGGUCCUCACCCUGUCCUCCAACCGACUUCAGGCUAUCCCAGAAAAGAGCUUCUACAACAUGCCAAAGCUGAGAAAGCUAACCAUUUACAACAACCCCCUGUUAUCUCUGCCAGACCAGCUGAUGGGACACAUGCCUGACAUUAUUGACUUUUAUUUGUAUGCCACUAACCUCACCACUGUUCCUGGAAAUUUGUUUGCCAACAUGUCUGGACUCCUGAGGCUUAACUUCCAUUUAAAUGACCAUCUGAGGGAGUUGCCCUCAGACCUCUUCUGCUGCCUUCCCAAGCUUGAGAAACUCUCACUGAGAUCCAACAACCUCCAUUAUCUACAUCCUCGGCUGUUCUCCGGACUAACCACACUUGGCAUACUGCUUCUUAAUGAUAACAAGCUGCAGAGCCUUCCAGAUGACAUCUUCCAGGACCUUAGCAGGGUUUUGUCAAUUGAUUUGAAGAAUAACCAGCUUAUGACUCUUCCAGGAGAUAGUUUCUUGUCAAAUACAGCUUUGAAGGCUCUUGGACUGAGUGGCAACCCCUGGGACUGUACUUGUAGUAUCAGAGGUAUUGCAAAAUGGAUAAGACAUAAUGAGCAUGUGGUUCUUGACAGACAGGAUGUGAUAUGUCACAGUCCAACGUACCAACUGCUCCGUACUGUUGGCUCACUGCGUGAUGAGGAGUUCAACUUUUGCGACACUAUGAAAGUCACGCCAAGUUAUUUUUUGACACACAAGCCAAUAAAAACAUUCCACACCACUUCAACUCGUGGACAAACAACUGUUGUAGCUUCUACAACUACACCGUCCCCAAAAACAUCUACCAUCAUUCAAGGAGCUACUCAACAAUCCACCACUCCAUCUUCACAACCAUCUUUACAUACCACGAUCCUACCAACAACUCUCCAAACUCCCACCCCUACCCUGCCUAACAAGGAGACUCUUCUCAUUACUGAGACCCCCUCACCUCCUUUCUAUGACACAUUGGUCGUUGAACAGAAAACUACCCAACAAGUCAUCAUCACAACAACCACUCCAACUACAAAACCAUCUGACUUACAUACCACAAUCCUACCAACAACUCUCCAAACUCCCACCACCAUCCUGCCUAACAAGGAGUUUCUCUCCAUUCCUGAGACUCCCUCACCUCCUUUCUAUGAAAUGUUGGUGACUGAACAGGGGCCCGAGUUUGUUCACCACAACCGUCACAAGGCCUGGGUGUAUGUGUGGUUUCUGCCCUCAGAUAUGACCAUGACCGGACUUCUCAUGUUUUCUCACAUCCUUCUUGUGGUCGCAGGCUUGGUCCUCAUUCUUGGUGCACUGUUUUACAUGUAUCGCCUCAACAAGACCGUGAAUGAACUGAAGACUGAGUGUGCACAUCCUCCAGGGUUAUGAAACACUUUGUCAGGCUAGGUGCACAAGAGAUCAAGAUUAAGCGUCCUUUUCCCGAGGUUGCAGUUUAUAAACGAUUUCUCUGGGGUGUAAGUUUUCUUGAUGUUGUGUUAAGUUGUAUCUUCAAGUGUUAUGUGAGGACAGUCAGAAUAUGGGAUUUAAAAUAUUGUGACAAAGCUAAAGCUAAAGGAUAUUUUAAAGAGCAAAGACUUAGGCUAUGGUAAGACAAUACAUAUAUAAUAUUAUAUAAUACAGUUAAGCAUAUCAUACAGUACGUAAGCUUCACAAAUAGCUGAAAUUAGCUUUUUUUUAACAUAUUUUUGGUUGUAACUUUAUGUUAUUUGUAGAGCUAUAAGGAGCUGCUUGGAUUAAUCAAUUGAUAAAUCGAAAAAAAAAAAAAAUCUGAACCUUUUGAGAAUUUAUCAAUAAUUUCAGUGAUUUUUCCGUUAGAAAUGCCAGGCAUUUGCUAGAUUCAGCUUCUCAAAUGUAAAGUUUAGCUGCUUUUAUUUGUCUUGUAUAAUAAUAAAUCAAAUAUUUUUCGAGCUUUGGAUUGUUGGUCGGACAAAUGAAGCAAUUUGAAGACGUCACUUUGGGCUCUUGGAGGUUGUGAUGCGUGUUUUUUUGACAUUUCAUGAACCAAAUAGUUAAUCAGGAAAAUAUUUGGCAAAUUACUCAAUGAUGAAAAUAGUGAAUAUGUUUUACAAAAAUCAAAUAAAUUACUAAUUAAUAAUUAGUUCCUAUGUCCUUGUCUUAAUGCGUCACGCAAAAAGUGAUACAUAAUAAUGUCUCACAGUCUGUGUUUGUUUUACAUGUUAUAUUAAUCUGUGUUUACCAUAUGAGCAAAACCUAUGUAGUGUGUAAUAUUAAGCUUCAUAAAGCAAAGUCAAGCCAAUGUAGUCAAGUUAUUUAGUUAUUUGUUUCCCCCUAGUGAUGAUAAAUGUUUGUUGUAACUUUUGCUUAAUCAGUCUGAAUAAAAUGUAUUAUG
This is a messenger RNA of Epinephelus moara (kelp grouper), 3247 nucleotides long. Its product is annotated as platelet glycoprotein V. Lineage: Eukaryota; Metazoa; Chordata; Actinopteri; Perciformes; Serranidae. Gene Ontology annotation, molecular function: protein binding. The record is from RefSeq and is a predicted model, not a curated record. Bases 136 to 2265 code for a protein of 709 amino acids. The transcript has 2 exons.